Messenger RNA from Spea bombifrons (plains spadefoot toad), 1368 nucleotides. Its product is annotated as G patch domain and ankyrin repeat-containing protein 1-like. The record is from RefSeq and is a predicted model, not a curated record. Gene Ontology annotation, molecular function: nucleic acid binding; protein binding. Lineage: Eukaryota; Metazoa; Chordata; Amphibia; Anura; Pelobatidae. The coding region runs from base 98 to 1138 and encodes 346 amino acids. The transcript is spliced from 3 exons.
GGCUUCACUGGGAAGGCCCCUGGCGCCAUGAUGUGGUUGGAAAAGGCUAAAUCUGGGGUUCGGUACGCGUGAUUUGAGAUUCUCCUUUCCCGUAAAGAUGAACCAUCCUCAGCUUAUCACUUUCACACGGGCCCGGGAGAAAUCGGAUUUCUGGGAAAAUGGCGAGCACAGUAGGAAGAGGGCUUUUAGAGCGUUGGAGAGCGCCACCACGGGAGAAGAGGCGAGGAACUUCUAUGAAAGUCUUCUGUCAACUAAAGUAGAGUCAUCAGCAUCCAAAAGGCCCACCAAGAAACGCAUAGUUAUUAAGUCUUCAUCUAAUGAAGAGCCUCCCAGGACUGGUUCCCAGGGUAGAUCUGCCGCGUGUGACCACAGACUGGGGCACCAGCUCCUCAAAUGUUCCCAAGAUGGAGACCUCAAAGGCUUGAAGCGAAUAGUGGAAAUAGAGAGGUGCGACAUCAACUACCGGGACGGUUAUUAUUGGACGGCUUUAAUGUGCGCUGCGUGUGGCGGCCGAAAAGAGGUCGUCGGCUACUUAUUGAAGAGAGGAGCGGCUUGGAUUGGUGUGUGUGAGACGCAGGGUAAAGAUGCCUUGAUGUUGGCACAAGAGAGCGGGCAUCAUGAUAUUGUUCAGCUCUUAGAAGAAUCCCUGAGAAGUCAUCCAGAAGAAAGAACCCCAAGAAUAACCACCCCGGAGACAAAACACUGUGAAAUUUGUAAGACGCGCUACCAAGAGGACAGCGUGGAAACUCACAUGCGCUCCACGAUCCACCUUUUCAAUAUGAAAAAGAAACUGCCCCCUACUUACUAUGCCAUCCCGGAGCACAACGUGGGCUUUAAGAUGUUACUGAAGGAAGGCUGGAACAGAGAGUCCGGUCUGGGGCCGGAAGGGACGGGUAGGAAAUUCCCAGUCCAGACUGUUCUCAAGAGAGACCAGAAGGGCCUUGGCUUUCAGACGGACCAGAAGCCCAAGGUCACUCACUUUUCUGCUAAUGACACCGAGGCGGUGACCAGACCGGAGACGAAGCCCAGAAGGACGCAGAGAAUAGCCACGCUCAGCCGGAAAGAAGAAAAGAGGAAAGAAGCUCGGGAGAAAACAUGGGAGCGGAAUCUGAGAACUUACAUGAACAUCGACCUCUAGCUUUUCUAUUUCUUUCUUGGCUUUUAUUUCUUCCUGCGUGAAUAGAGAGGCUGCUUUUUAGGAAUCAUGGAACAGACGGGGUCUCUUCUACCUCCACAUUAAUAUCUAUAGGGUUCUAGAGCAGCUGAUUGUAAGACAGGACGAGACAUUGUGCUUUAAACCAAAACAUGUCCUCUCCAGACUGUAUGAAUUUAUCUUAUUGUGAUAUAAAUGUCUGUCUAAAAAGGGAA